ACACCUUCCUUUACAUGACCAACUACACUUCUUGCUCGAAGACAGGCGUUGUUGUAGUUAGGGUUUUCGCGUGGCCGUUAUAGCAGAGCAAAGCAGAGCAAAGAGAACCAAAUCUUGCAGAAAUGGCUCCAAAGAAAGGUGUCAAGCCAGCUGCAGCAGCUAAGAAGAAACCGGAGAAGGUAGUUAACCCUGUUUUCGAGAAGCGUCCGAAGCAGUUUGGGAUAGGAGGGGCAUUGCCUCCGAAGAGAGAUCUUCACAGGUUCGUGAAGUGGCCCAAGGUUGUGCAGAUUCAGAGGAAGAGAAGGAUCCUCAACCAGCGCUUGAAGGUCCCACCACCUUUGAAUCAAUUUACCAAGACCCUCGACAAGAACCUUGCUACAAGUCUCUUCAAGAUGCUUCUCAAGUACAGGCCCGAGGAUAAGGCAGCCAAAAAGGAGCGCCUCCUGAGAAGGGCUCAGGCUGAGACCGAAGGAAAACCUAUUGAGGCUAAAAAGCCUAUUGUUGUGAAAUAUGGUCUCAACCAUGUCACCUACCUCAUUGAGCAGAACAAAGCACAAUUGGUUGUUAUUGCUCAUGACGUGGACCCAAUAGAGUUGGCUGUCUGGCUUCCUGCAUUGUGCAGAAAGAUGGAGAUCCCAUACUGCAUUGUCAAAGGAAAAGCUCGAUUGGGAACGGUUGUCCACCAGAAAACUGCAGCAGUUCUGUGCUUGACCACCGUCAAGAAUGAGGACAAGUUAGAGUUCAGCAAGAUAUUGGAGGCUAUUAAGGCUAACUUCAAUGACAAGUACGAUGAGUAUAGGAAGAAGUGGGGUGGUGGUAUCAUGGGUUCCAAAUCCCAAGCCAAAACCAAGGCCAAAGAGAGGCUUCUUGCUAAGGAAGUUGCUCAAAGGAUGGGCUGAGAGAGUUAAACUGUAAGCUCUCUUCAAAAAAGAGAGUUUUAAUCACAUAGGUCCUGCUUCCUCGCAGGAAACUAUUUGAGGACUUGCUUCCAUCCUAAGUUUUGUUUGUCAUUGUGAUCCACAUUAUAACUGCCUAGUUUUUGUUUUUGCUUUGUUUUUUGUCGAGGGCAAGUUAUGUUCAAUUCAAUAGGAUGCUGAAUGUAAGAUUUCAGGGGAUAUUGUUUUAUCUUUUUUUGGAUAAAUGGCGUUGGAUGAUGUUCUACUUUAGGCAAAUAACUGGAGGAAUCUGAUCAAUGUCAUGAUUAAUGUCCUUUCUCAAA
Messenger RNA from Rhododendron vialii, 1219 nucleotides. RefSeq names its product large ribosomal subunit protein eL8y-like. NCBI's taxonomy places the organism in Eukaryota, Viridiplantae, Streptophyta, Magnoliopsida, Ericales, Ericaceae. The coding region runs from base 123 to 899 and encodes 258 amino acids. The transcript has 7 exons. Gene Ontology annotation, cellular component: ribonucleoprotein complex. Gene Ontology annotation, biological process: ribosome biogenesis. The record is from RefSeq and is a predicted model, not a curated record.